Chenopodium quinoa (quinoa) is the source of this 1417-nucleotide messenger RNA. Its product is annotated as chalcone synthase 3-like. Lineage: Eukaryota; Viridiplantae; Streptophyta; Magnoliopsida; Caryophyllales; Amaranthaceae. The record is from RefSeq and is a predicted model, not a curated record. Bases 96 to 1283 code for a protein of 395 amino acids. Gene Ontology annotation, biological process: polyketide biosynthetic process. Gene Ontology annotation, molecular function: acyltransferase activity, transferring groups other than amino-acyl groups. The transcript is spliced from 3 exons.
AUGAACGAUUCAGUCAGGGAAUACAAACCAAGCUAAGGUAAAACACAUUCCUCAUCAACAAAGUUCUUUCAUAAUCAACCCUAUUCUAGCUAAAAAUGACAUCCUUUCAUGAAACUCGAGCGGUCGAAAGAACUAAUGGCCUGCGCGGCCAUCCUGCCACGAUCCUCGCCAUUGGCACUGCUAACCCUCCAAACGUAAUGUAUCAAUCUGAUUAUCCAGAUUACCAUUUCCGGACCACAAACAAUGAUCAUUUGACUGAUCUUAAGGCCAAGUUCAAGCGCAUAUGCGAAAAAUCAAAGAUAAGGAAACGUCACUUUUACAUAACUGAAGAUGAAAAAGAGAUCUUAAAAGAAAAUCCACAUAUAAGUGAUAAUAAUGCUUCUUCCGUUAAAACUCGUCAAGCUCUAUUAGCCAAUGAGAUUCCCAAACUUGGGAAAGAGGCAGCUGAGGAAGCCAUAAAAGAGUGGGGAAAAUCCAAGUCCAUGAUCACCCAUCUUAUCUUUGGCACUAACUCGGACUUCGAUGUACCCGGGGCCGACUUCUGGCUAGCCAAGCUUCUCGGCCUCCAGCCUACAGUGAAGAGGUUUAUACUGCGCCAAGGUGCUUGUCAUGCUUGCAGUACAAUCCUUCGUAUAGCCAAGGACAUUGCUGAGAACAAUCGUGGUGCCCGUGUACUGGUUAUUUGCUCGGAGAGUACUGCCAUUAGUUUCCAUGCCCCAAGCGAGACCCACCUAGUGUCACUUGCCUUAUUUGGAGAUGGCGCGGGGGCAAUGAUCGUGGGUACUGAUCCUGAAGAGCCUAGUGAGCGACCCCUCUUUCAGCUUGUUUCGGCGGGGCAGACUACAUUGCCAGAUUCAGAACAUGCUAUACAAGCUCGCCUUAGUGAGAUUGGGAUGACCAUUUACUUAAGUCCGGAUGUCCCCAAAAUCAUAGCCAAUAACAUUGAAACUUCCUUAAAUGAAUCAUUUGAUCAUAUUGGGAUUAGUGAUUGGAAUUCCAUUUUUUGGGUCGCUCACCCUGGAGGACCAGCAAUAUUGGACAAGGUGGAAGCCAAACUCGAACUCGAGACGAGUAAGCUGAGUAGUAGUAGGCACAUAUUAAGUGAGUACGGGAAUAUGUGGGGUGCAAGUGUGAUAUUCGUAAUGGAUGAGAUGAGGAAGAGGUCAUUGAAAGAGGGCAAAGCAACUACUGGGGAAGGGUCUGAAUGGGGUGUGCUUGUUGCCUUUGGUCCUGGCAUUACUAUUGAAACUAUCGUUCUUCGUAGUAUUCCAAUUACUUAUUAGAUAGUUGAAUGUUUUCGGAUAUAUGCAUUGGGAUGCGUAAUUUCAACCUUGUUGCAAUAUUAUUGGAACGUAAAAAAUCAUUUUCAGUUUUUAAUUAUUUUCAGACACUUUGAGACCGAAGUGUCCUACUAUGA